AUGGCCUGCAACGAUAUCUGCCGCCCCUGCGGACCCACCCCGCUGGCUAACAGCUGCAACGAGCCCUGUGUCAGGCAGUGCGAGGACUCCCGCGUCGUCAUCCAGCCUUCCACCGUGGUGGUCACCCUGCCAGGACCCCAGAGCCCCGCCGCCGGAUCCUCCUCACCCGCUGCCGUGGGCAACGUCCUCAGUGCCCAGGGAGUGCCCGUGUCCUCUGGGGGCUUCGGCUAUGGCUAUGGCUACGGCUUAGGAGGCCUGGGCUGCUACGGCGGCAGAUGGGGCUGCUACCCCUGCUAA
This is a messenger RNA of Tauraco erythrolophus (red-crested turaco), 297 nucleotides long. RefSeq names its product feather keratin. Gene Ontology annotation, molecular function: structural constituent of cytoskeleton. Gene Ontology annotation, cellular component: intermediate filament. The record is from RefSeq and is a predicted model, not a curated record. Lineage: Eukaryota; Metazoa; Chordata; Aves; Musophagiformes; Musophagidae.